Molecule: messenger RNA, 1644 nt
Organism: Mangifera indica (mango)
Lineage: Eukaryota; Viridiplantae; Streptophyta; Magnoliopsida; Sapindales; Anacardiaceae
Product: cysteine-rich receptor-like protein kinase 10
Exons: 5
Coding region: 246-1430 (394 amino acids)
Biological process (GO): protein phosphorylation
Molecular function (GO): protein kinase activity; ATP binding
Source: RefSeq, a predicted model, not a curated record
UCCCUAGUUGAAAGAUCAGCCAUUCAGCUCUUGGUCAAUGACUGUUAGUUUUAGCCGUCGGAGACGAAGUAAACUCCACUGUACCCUUAAACUCUCAAAAUUUCCAAUAUCACCCACAAGGUACGUGCAGGUUCGUAGGCAUUUCUAUUGACUCUGUGGAACCCAAGUCAAAAGCUCAAAUUAUCAAAAUCAACACAACACAGCUGGGCAGUCCGAUCUCCUAAUCCUCCAUUAUCUUCGCCUGCAUGCGGGCUUUGUCCAUGAGUUUGAACGCUUUUCUCUCCAGGCUUUUCUUCUGCUUCCGGAAGAGGCACAACGCCGCUGAUGAAGCCGAUGGCACCGACUCCUCCGACCUCUUCUUCGCUCUCCAUACUCUCCAGAUAGCCACUAACUUCUUCUCUGAGUUGAAUCAGCUUGGCCACGGUGGCUUUGGCCCCGUUUACAAGGGAUUGAUGCCAAAUGGUCAAGAAGUAGCAGUAAAGAAGCUUUCAUUAGACUCCAGACAGGGGCUUCGAGAAUUUACUAAUGAGGUGAAGCUUUUGUUGAAAAUUCAGCACAAAAACUUAGUCACUUUGUUCGGUUGCUGUGCUGAAGGACCUGAGAAGAUGCUUGUUUAUGAGUAUCUGCCAAACAGAAGCCUUGAUUACUUUCUAUUUGACAAAAAGAAGUCUGCAUCACUGGAUUGGACAACACGAUACCGGAUAGUUACAGGUGUUGCCAGAGGUCUUCUCUACUUGCAUGAAGAGGCCCCAGAAAGGAUCAUUCAUAGAGACAUUAAAGCAAGUAAUAUUUUGUUGGAUGGGCAGUUGAACCCAAAAAUCUCAGAUUUUGGCCUGGCAAGGCUCUUUCCUGGAGAAGACACCCAUGUAAAUACAUUCAAGAUUUCUGGUACCUAUGGCUAUAUGGCCCCUGAAUAUGCGAUGCAUGGAUAUUUGUCUGUGAAGACAGAUGUUUUCAGCUAUGGAAUUUUGGUCUUAGAGAUAGUAAGUGCAAGGAAAAACCAAGAUAGGAGUCUUAGCGCAGAAAAGGUGGACCUCUUGAACUACACAUGGAAACUCUACCAAGAUGGGAAGCCAUUGGACCUGGUGGAUCCAAGCCUUACAAAGUGCAAUCAUGAUGAGGCUGCAAUGUGCAUUCAGCUAGGCUUGUUAUGUUGUCAACAAAGCGUUGCAGAUAGGCCUGACAUGAAUUCUGUUCACCUCAUGCUCUCAAGUGACUCGUUUACAUUGCCUAGACCAGGUAAACCUGCAAUUCAAGGACGUGCAAGCCGGUGGACAACCAGCACUUCAGCACUCACUAAAACUACUAAUACUAAUACGAAUGCUACCAGUACCAACACAGGUGUUACCAGGACUUCUGCAGGUAACAGCUUUGUUGAGGAAUUCUCCAGAAACUCCAUCUCUUAUUCUUCCAUUGAUGAGGGUAGAUAAUCUCCAUUCAUAAUAGUGAGUAAUUAGCACUAUUUAUGUAUGUAAAGUUUAUUAUUAUUAUUAUUUUUUGUUUUAUUAUAGUGGAUAGCAAUUUAGAAUGCAGAUAGCUGUUUUUUCAAUCUGCUUGUGUUAAAUUUGAUGAACAAAAAUUACUCAGUGGAAAUGGAGCUUCAGACCUUUCCCAAAAAUACAUAAUCUGAGAUUUUACAUUAAA